AUGGCGCCCGGCGACGUCAAAGACACUUCCGCGGCGCCGUCCGCUCCACCCCCAGAGAAACCAUCCGACAUUUACAGAAGAACCCGUAUCGUCAUCUCCUUUUGGUUGAUAGUGCUGUGUUUGGGCGUGCCGAUAUGGUGGAAGACUACUACGAUCUACCGGGCGAAUCUUCCUCUCGAUGGGAUGAUGCAGUGGGCUGAGGGAAAGGCUUGUCGUCCUGUAUUUCCUCUUCAGAUCUCUGUGAAAGCGGAUGCGCUGCAGGAGAACGAGGCGCAGAAUCUCGUGCGACUGACGCAGCAUGCUCUUGACGACCAUAACGACUUCUCUGGACAUCACUUGCGUCUUCAACUUGCCCCUAAGGGGGGCGCUUCGCCUUCACCCGCCGCUGAUGAUGAAUCCCACGUCGCCCUCACGAUUCAACUUGCGCCUGGCGAGAGCAACUCUGCUACGUUGGAUCCCGACUCGGCUGUUCUCAACAUCGCAUACCCCUCUAACGCAGUCCCUUCCGCCCUCGCUACAUACAUCGCAAACGAGCUACAAUCGACAUUCUCCGAAGAACAGUCCAUCAUUUCAUACCUCCUAUCGACAUCCUCAGCCCCCGAUGCGAAACCUCAAGGAUUGACCCCCGAGGUCGUCGACAGGUUGUCAAAGCGAACUACACGAUCUCUACGAUACUCGCCAACAUACCAUCUUACCUUCUCCCUAUUCACAGCCGGCGCAGCACCGAGUACAUGGGACAUUGAGAAGGCGAUCGAGGAGUACAUGAAGCCGAUGCUUGAUGUGCUGGGUCCUAUUCACAACUUUACAAUUGAUACUCAGGUCCAGCUUUAUGCUACGCCCGGUGCUCAAUCGCAGGUGUUGAGUAAGGAAGACCUCGCGUCUUUCAUCAAUGCUGCUGAAUGGCCUUUGUCUCCUUCAAUUGCAGGCGCUCCGACUGUCAACUUUGUUAUCUACAUUGGCGACCAGAAGAUUGGCCUUGAUUCGGAGACAGAGACGUCACAGUCGUGGAUGUUUCCUCAAUGGGGCAGUGUGUACCUGCUUUCGCUCCCCGAGACAACGACGCACGUAUCCAGUGAGACACUCAAGCAGCCAAUGCUCACAUUCACCGGACAUUUAUUGUCACUCCUGGGUACGCCUCAAUCAGGUUCCCUCCCACUACGACUAUCCACCCUCUCCCGCAUCCGUUCAGCAGAUCUCCUCCUCCGCGCCUCCUCAACCCUCGGUUCUCUCGCCCGUCUAUCCCUCGCCCUCCCCUCAAUCUCAAUUCCUCAUAGCGUCGCCGAUGGCGUUGCAUCAACAAUGGAGCAUCUUCAACAAGCAUGUGCCAGUCUCGGCGCUCCCUCUGGACUCUUGCACGCUAGGAUCGCAGAGGAAGAGGCAGAGCGAGCGUUCUUCGAGAAGAGCAUGGUUGGGCAGUUGUAUUUCCCUGAUGAGCAUAAGAUUGCGGUGUAUCUACCGUUGUUGGGGCCGGUGGGUGUUCCAUUGGUUAUGGGACUUAUUAAUGAGCUUAGAGGGUGGAUUCAGAGGAGGAGACAGAGGGCAAAGGAUGAGGGAGAGAAGAAGGCCCAAUGA
Molecule: messenger RNA, 1572 nt
Organism: Fusarium subglutinans
Lineage: Eukaryota; Fungi; Ascomycota; Sordariomycetes; Hypocreales; Nectriaceae
Product: GPI transamidase component PIG-S
Exons: 2
Coding region: 1-1572 (523 amino acids)
Biological process (GO): attachment of GPI anchor to protein
Cellular component (GO): GPI-anchor transamidase complex
Source: RefSeq, a predicted model, not a curated record